GCGGGGCCUGGGCUCGGGAGCGCGCACAAGCUGUGGGAGACAUCGUUACCGUGGAGCUCGAGCACACACACACGUCUGGCCCCAGACUCGGAGACCCUGGAGUCCUCAGCGCCGAUUAGGGCGAUCCGCGGACACGACAAACAUCAAUGAAACAUAUAGUGCACUGCAGGAGCCAUUUUCCUCGCGUAAGCGGAUUCCCAACUCCAAAGAAAUGAAUGCGUGCAAUAACACAAAGAGUCCCUAGGCAGAGCCAGAGGCAGAAUGGAGUCCCAGAACACACACACGUCCCAUGGAGAUAACAGGGACAGAGAAAGGAGACGGCACUCCCGUAGGAGCCUUGACAAGAAUUCAGAACCCCCUUUUAAGUCCCCGCACCGCAAGAACAAGGAGAAACCAGACGGUGACAGUCCCAUGAGCGAAAGGGCGAGGACCAGAACGCGGGACCCGGACAAAGAUCACAACUCCGACGACGAGAGGAACAGCGACUCCUACUACUCGGAUGACUAUGAGAACGGCUCCUACGUGUCUGACCAGUCUCGCACUCCCAGCUCUCACUCGCCGUCCCCCGGCCCCAGGAGAGAGGGGCGCACCAGGCGCAUCUCGAGCAGCCCUCCGUGUAAACAAGGCUUGAAGAAGAUGGGAUCGAGGCAUCUAAGUAACAGGGCUAUGGGACAGAGGAAUUGGGGGGUCCGAUCCCAAAGCCUGAACAAAGAGUCUCCUCCUAAGGACCUGGACCUGGUGACCAAGCGUGUCCUGUCUGCGCGGCUGCUGAAGAUCAAUGAGCUGAAGAACGAGCUGGCGGAGCUGCAGCUGAGGCUGGACGGGCUGCAGAAGGAGAACAAGAUCCUGCGGCAGCUUCAGCACCGGCAGGAGAAAGCCCUCCACAAGUUUGAGGACACGGAAAACGAGAUAUCUCAGCUCAUCUCCCGCCACACCAACGAGGCGAGGACCCUGCGGGAGCGCCUGCGCAGGGCCCAGGAGAGGGAGCGCGCCGCGGACCGGCAGCUGAAGGAGACGGAGGACGAGCUGCACCGCUGCAGGAGCACGCUGCAGAAGCUGCGGCGGCUGGCGCAGGACCGGCACCUGGCGGAGCGCGAAGAACUGGCCCGCAAGCUGGCGCAGGCCGAGGGUCGUCUAGAAGACAACGACCGGAGGAUCAAGGAUCUGGAGAGAAACCUGGAGCUGAGUAGCAGCAGCUUUCACAGGCAGCUUGUGGCUGAGAGGAAGAAAGCUCACGAAGCCCAGGAGGAAGUCAGAAACCUCCAGGGAGAGCUUGAGCGACUGGGACAGAAACUUAAGGAAAAAGAGAGGGAACUUGAAACAAAGAACAUCUAUGCCAACCGUAUACUAAAGCCAUCACCAAAGAAAGAUGGAGACAGUGCCUCAAGGAAAAAAGCUCCUAACAGGAACGCAACAAAGAGUGUGCAGACUGAUGAAAACCUGUUGCCCAUCGAGUUUCCUACACCACCCCCUGCUAUCACUGAUGGUUCACGGAAUUCAAAAGAAGAUGAUUAUCUUUCAUCAAAGGAAGUGGAGGACAAGGGGCUUGAGCAGAGGCUAGCAGAGGAGCAGCAGAGAGCGGAGAGAGACCGGGAGGAACGGGAGAAGGAGAGGGAGGAGAAGCUGAAGAAAGAUCAGGAGCUCCAAGCCCUGGAGGAGAAAGCAAGGAGACUGCGAGAAGAGUGGGAGAGGGAGGAGGAGGAGAGGAGGUGGCGUGGAGACCCCCUGCAGCAGGAGCAGCAGCAGGCUGAGGAGAGGGAGAGGAGACAGUGGGAACGGGACCCGCACAGUCUGGAGCGAAUGGCAGAGGAGCGGCGCAAGAAGGAGCAGCUUCUGGCCAGGAUGCGGGAGAUUGACCAGGAAACUCAAAGCGACGAUUUGUUUUCCAAUUUCUCUGACUCCAAGCCAGCCAAGCACUCCGCGGAGCCACAGAGUCCAACCCCAUCGAUUUUCAAGUUCACCGAGCCAGUGGAGAACCUUCCCAAUGGCAUGCCUUCCCAGGGGACCAAAGACGCUCUCAAAAAGCCCGACUCCUCAGGACGCAGAGGAAUUAAGGUUCAGGAGUCCAGUGAAGAUCUGACCUUCGGUAGCUACGUGCCAUCUUUUGGGAAGGCAACGAGCAGGAGUGGACUUACUAACCAAACAAGUGAAAGUGCUGAACAAAAACACAGAGACACUCUAAAUCUUAAUUUUGGCAAAGAUAAGAAGACUAACCUUAUGCAACAGUUAUUUGGUUCUACUGCCAAUACAGACAUGUCCUCCAAGAUGGAGAUACUGAGUCCUCCAGCAGCCAGCAAGAUGUCUCAGGGAAACAGUGUCCCCUUUCCCUGGGGGAAAAGCACCCCAGGCAAGAAAAAAGAGAGACAUUUUUUGUUUGAUGACAUGAAAACCACCACCUCCAACAGCAACGGGCUGCAGGUUGCCGAGAACAAGCCAACUGUGAAGGCCAUAAACGCAUUUGAGGAUGAAAUUGAGGAAGUCUCUCUUUAGAUAGCAGUGUUCUCUAUACAUAAUACCACUGUUAUUAUUCUAGUUGAAGGCUCCCAUUGUAUCUUUCCUAUUACUGAAAACUACAUUUGCUUCAUAAAGGAAUAAGCUAGGGUCAUUCUAUGUGAACUCAGUCAGAAAUUCCCACCUUAAGGUUUAGAUGUUUCUUAUGUCAUUUGGACAGACUUUAGAUCAGAUAUGAAAUCGGUUCAAUUAUUUGAGCUUGUAGAUAGAUUGGCAGUUCUUUUAUUAAUGAAAGGUUGCAAAAUCUGCAUAAUUGUGAUUUAUUGAUUGUGAUAAUGAGUGAUUGCAAGGACCUAAAAGUGCCAUUUUUAUUGUUAUCCCUAGGAAAUAAUCAGUUCAACCAAGUUAAUAGAAUUAAACCAAGGUUUGUAGGAAUCAGGGCUUUGUCAUUAGAAAAAUAUAGAUUUAAAAAGUGUGACUUCAAGUCCUUGUUCAUUCUAAAGUAGUAAAUGUAUCAACGGCCAGUUGCUUAUACAAUUUAAUUAUGUUAUUGACUCUCUUUAUGCAGAUCUCCAUCUCCAUUGCACGCAUUCAGUCUGAUUAAAAAUCUUCACAAAUUGUCGCUAGGAAGAAAUGUAACAAACUGGAACAUCUGGUACAUAAGGAUGAAUUGCCUUAUGGCGUAGGAGUUAACAAACUGAUCUUGGGUCACUCUACAAUGAUAUUGAAAUUGGCAUUUCAUGCUACUACCAGAUCCUGAGUGUGGUUGUACAACAAAAUCAAACUAUUGAGGUGGGAAUAUUCCUGGAUUUCAAGAUGAUGUUUUUUUUUUAUUUGAAUAAAGGGACAUGAAUGUUAUAUAUUCUAUCAAUAACAUAAUAAAUGGUAAAAUGUAAUUUACUUCUACAGUGCUGAGAAAAAAUUUUGAAUCCCCUAGGUUGGUCUGUAUUCUCCUGUAUUUAGACUUAAAACAUAAUUAGAUCAUCCUGAAAGUCUAAUAAAAAAUGAAGAUUAAAUAUAAAAUGAAGAUUAGACUUUACCGAUUAAAUGAAUAACACAAAUAACACAGCCUGACAUUCUUCUCCAGUGUUUGCAGAUACAAUGCCUAAUUUGUUGUUCCAGCAAGCCAUUCUGGUCUUGGGGCAACAAAUCAGUCCCAUGUCAUGAUAUUCCUACCACAAUGCUCGAUAGUUGGGAUGAGGUUCAUCUGUUGGAAGGCAGUUGGUUGGUUUUCGCCACACGAAAAGGUUCUUAUUGUGGCAAGAAAGUCAUCUGUUCAGUAGUCUGGUGGAUCUUCAAGUUGCUCUUUGCAAACUUAAACCAUGUAGCGAUGUUAUUUUUAGAGAAUAGUGGUUCUUUCUAUUCUUCCAUUCCCAUGAAAACGAUUCCCACUUAGUCUUCUUGAUGGUUGAGGCAUGAACACUGACAGUGGUCCCAGCAGGAGAGGCUUGCAGGUCCUUAAAUGUUACUCUGGGGUUCACUUUGACCUCAGGUGAUUUUCUGUUUUGCUUUAGGGGAGAGCUUGGCAGGAUGACCGGUCCAAGGUAGAGUCACCGUACUCCUGAAUAUUUUCCAUUUGUUGACUGUCUAACAGUGGAACGAUGGAGAAAGUUUUCGAAAUGGUUUUGCAACCGUCUCUGGUGUUGAAUGUCAGUUACUCUUUUUCUGAGGUUCUCUGAAAUCUGUAAAAAAGAGACGCAGCGUUUCAGCUGUGGAGCCUUCUUCAGGUGUGGCAGGAUGACCGAAGACGGCUCGACAGCCUCCAAGACUCCAAGGCUGUGAAGGCUCCUCAGCUGAAACAUGCCUCUUUUCCUUUCAGCAUGGAAUAGACUAUUAUCUUUUUAUUCAGGAAGCCAAUCCACUGGGCCAUUAACCUAUUAAGCCAGAUAGUUGAGGCAGGAUUCUCUGACAGACAUUAGAACUUCUAGCAUCCAAGCUACUGCUGACCUUUUGCUAUAAGAUAUUUCCUAAUUCUUCUACUAGACUUUCUACUGACUAGUAAAUCAUUCCCCUUCACAGACGGUUCCCUAUCUUCUUAUUGAAGCCUUAAUCUUUUAAAGCCUGCUUCGCUACAUCUAGUUACAUUCCUCUCUCUCCGUUCUGCCCUGGGGUCUAUUGGAAGCCCUGUUCUUGGAUUUUGACCUCUCACUGGCUGCAGCUCUACAGUAUAUCCAGUAUAACAUCUGUAUGAUGAAAAUGUAUUAUUAAGAACAGGGCUGCCCAAACAGUCUUUGUGUACUUAUUCCUUUAUUACUACCUGAUUCUAUUUACCACCUUAAGCAGGCUAAGUAGCUGUUCGCUUAUGAAUUCCCAUACACUGAUUCUUAAUUUUUAUAUUUUUUUCCGAAUUGCCUAAAUCAUUGCAUCUCAAAAACGCUGAAUUGAUAAAUAUAAAUUAUUUUGGUUAUUUAAGAAAGGUCUGGUAUUGAUUAAAACAAGGGUAUCGUGAUAAGACAUUGCUAUUCAUAUAAUUACACUGGGGGUUCACAAACUUUUUCUUGGCGCUAUAUAAAUGAUUUGAAAAAAUAUCAAGAAACUGAAAUCCAGUUUGGAGUAUCUUAUCUAUUUGUAUGCACUUCAAGUGAAGUAAUGCUUUAAGAAGAUACGUUUGAGAAGAAGAAUAAGUUGGUUGGAUACAAAACAGUCUUCACUUAGCUCCAGUUUUUUUAGACUUUUCUCUGUUUUCUUUAUACUGUUCACCUGAGUUUCUAAAAAAAAGGGAAGGAGAAGAGGAAGAUGAGUAGUCUGGUACAUGAGCCCAUCAUAAGUGCUUAUGGCAAUUUUGCUUUUUAAGGUAUGACUAAUAUAAUUAGUAAAACUAACAAUCCCAACUGUAAAAUAGAGCAAAUGCAAUUCUUAGGGUAAAACAAAUAGGAGGUAUUCACUGUGGCAUAAAAGCCAACAACAUAGAGCAUCACAGAUGCCCAGUAUUUUCCCUCUGGUAUAUUUUGUGCAUAUUAUUAAAAUUAAUUUUGGGCAGUGACGACAGAAAAUAUACUAAAUUUAGAAUGAAAUGAGUGUAUAUUAAAGACACUCUUAAAAGGGAAAUGACAAGCACUUGCCUAGUCCAACCGGGCCUUUAUAGUUGUCUUAGCUUUCUUAAGACGUUUUCUUGGCUUUCUUAAGAAAAUGCAGCAGAAUUUAUUACCUCCCUCAUGAAAUUGCAUGAAUUGGAUCUAAGUACUUCAGAAGUCAGGUUAGCUUUAUUUAGGCUGGUCAGCUUAAUGAUGGCUCACCCAUAUGUGUAAAGUCGUAAAUGAACCUCUCAGGAAAUAGAAUAAUAACCUUCAAGUUUCUAGCUAGGAGGGUGUAGUGUUUUGUUUGCUAUUAUGUACAGUAAUUGAAAUCGUGGAAUAAUGGAUCCAAAUUAGAUCAUUUUAUGGUAAAGUAGAAAUGUAUCUCUUUAAAUAGUUUAGUUAUAUUUAUAUAAUGUAUGUAAAAAAAAAUGAAGAAUAAUGUUUUAUUAUAAAUUAGCACUUGGCACUUAUUUCUUCUGAAGCUUGUAAAUUAAUGGUUAUUAUUAUACAUUAUCAAGGGUUUGGCUGAUUAAAAACACGUUUUGAAAGAAAAUCAUUGAUUUAAUUAUCUAUUUUAUUUUAUUCUCUAACACAGUACCUAUUUUAAGUAAGGUAUCUCCAGAAAUACACAUGAAGGUGACAUCUUCUUGUAGAUUGGAGUUAUGAACAGCAGAUGAUUUCUCAAAUGUAUUUAAAUAUUUUAGAACUUAUUUUUUAGUGCCUCUGGUUACUGGAGAUAUUUAUCCAUAUUUUGUAGCAGAUUAAGAACAGUUUUUAUUAUUUUUAUUCCUGUUAUGUCUGAACUAUAGUUACAUAUCCUGAGAGAAAUUUCAGAAGAGUCAUAUAAGGUCUAUAUUAGGCUUAGUAUGUAUUGUGUCUUGUAAAAUAUGUUUGAUCUAAUUAAAUAGUGUACAUAUAAUUUUGGUUAAAUCAAGUUUACAAUUAAUAUUUUCUCUGUUUAGAAACCAGUUUUCCAAAAUCUACAAUUAGUGUUAAAAAAU
Molecule: messenger RNA, 6469 nt
Organism: Lepisosteus oculatus (spotted gar)
Lineage: Eukaryota; Metazoa; Chordata; Actinopteri; Semionotiformes; Lepisosteidae
Gene: lca5
Product: lebercilin LCA5
Biological process (GO): intraciliary transport
Cellular component (GO): axoneme
Source: RefSeq, a predicted model, not a curated record